AUGUCUACACGCCUCCUCCUCUGUUUUCUUUUCUUCCUCUCAUCCUCUCAGCUCUCUUUCUCUAAUUCCACCCAACUGUGCCCGCGUCACCAGACUCUUGCUCUGCUCCACCUUAAGCAAUCAUUCUCUAUCAACAAUUCCAGUUCUUCGGAUUGCCAUUACUAUGGUGUCACAUCUUAUCCCAAAACAGAGUCUUGGAAAAAGGGUAGUGAUUGCUGCUCAUGGGAUGGGGUCACAUGUGAUUGGGUGACAGGCCAUGUAAUUGAGCUGGACCUCAGUUGCAGCUGGCUCUUUGGUACCAUCCAUUCCAACACUACCCUCUUCCUCCUUCCUCAUCUACAAAGGCUCAACCUGGCUUUCAACAACUUCAGUGGGUCGUCCGUUUCAGCUGGGUUUGGUCGGUUCUCAAGCUUGACGCAUCUCAAUCUCUUCGACUCUAGAUUUUCAGGCCUAAUUUCACCAGAAAUCUCUCACCUCUCCAACUUGGUUUCACUUGAUCUCUCUUGGAAUAUUGACACAGAAUUUGCCCCGUAUGGCUUCAAUUCUCUGGUUCAAAAUUUAACCAAAUUGCAGAAACUUCACCUUGGAGAUCUCUCUGGCUGUGGAUUGCAUGGGAGAUUCCCUAACCAUGACAUUCAUCUUCCGAAACUCGAGGUUCUCAACUUAUUGGAAAAUAAUGAUCUCAAUGGAAACUUCCCACGAUUUAGUGAGAACAAUUCCCUCAAGGAAUUUUCUUGGGAUUGUGAUUCCAAUGGCAUCACUUCUUAUCCUAAAACAGAGUCUUGGAAUAAGGGUAGUGAUUGUUGCUCAUGGGAUGGGGUCACAUGUGAUAGGGUGACAGGCCAUGUAAUUAGGCUAGACCUCAGUUGCAGCUGGCUCUAUGGCACCAUCCAUUCCAAUAGUACCCUCUUCCUCUUUACCCACCUGCAAAGGCUCAACCUUGCUUUCAAUGACUUCAAUUACUCUUCUGUUUCCGCUGGGUUUGGCCGCUUCUCAAGCUUGACGUAUCUCAACCUCUCUGAAUCUUUAUUUUCAGGCCCUAUUUCACAUGAAAUCUCUCACCUCUCCAAGUUGGUCUCACUUGAUCUGUCUUGGAAUUCUGAUGCAGAAUUUGCCCCGCAUGGCUUUAAUUCUCUGGUUCAAAAUUUAACCAAAUUGCAGAAGCUUCACCUUGGAGGUAUUUCCAUCUCUUCAGUUUUUCCUAAUUCCUUGCUAAAUCGGUCUAAUUUGAUAUCAUUAGAUCUCUCUUUGUGUGGAUUGCAUGGGAGAUUCUCUGACCAUGAAAUUCAUCUUCCGAAACUCGAGGUUCUCAACUUAGAGGAAAAUGAUGACCUCAGUGGAAACUUCCCACGAUUCAGUGAGAACAAUUCCCUCAUGGAGUUGGAUUUAUCAUUCACAAAUUUGAGUGGAGAGCUUUCAGCCUCAAUUGGCAAUCUACAGUCUUUACAGACUUUGGAUCUCUCCGAUUGUGAAUUCUCAGGGUCCAUUCCUACUUCAAUUGGCAAUCUAAAGUCUUUAAAGACUUUGGAUCUCUCCGAUUGCGAAUUCUCAGGGUCCAUCCCUACUUCAAUUGGGUGUUCCAAGAUCAAAUCCCCAUUCAUGAGCCUAAGAAUCAUUGAUCUUGCUCACAAUGAUUUCGAGGGUGACUUGCCUGAAAUGUAUUUGAGAAGACAUAUCCCAUCAUCUUUUGGGAAUUUGAAGUUGCUUGAAUCAUUAGACCUCUCUUCAAACAAGCUCAUUGGGAGAAUUCCUCAAGAAUUAACAAGUUUGACAUUUCUCGAAGUUUUGAAUCUUUCCCAAAACCAUUUUACUGGAUUUAUACCUCGAGGUAAUCAGUUUGACACUUUUGGAAAUGAUUCAUACAAUGAGAACUCAGGGUUGUGUGGAUUUCCCUUGUCAAAGAAAUGCAUAAUUGAUGAAACACCGGAGUCUUCAAAGGAAGCGGAUGCAGAGUUUGAUGGUGGAUUUGAUUGGAAAAUCACAUUGAUGGGAUAUGGAUGUGGAUUGGUUAUUGGGUUGUCUCUUGGGUGUCUCGUUUUCUUAAUUGGGAAACCUAAACGGUUUGUUUGGAUUAUUGAAGAGAUUAUUCACAAAAAGAUCAAAAUGUAUAAAAGAAGCACUUGCAGGCAAGGAGUAAGAAGAAAUUAA
Vitis riparia (riverbank grape) is the source of this 2148-nucleotide messenger RNA. Its product is annotated as receptor-like protein Cf-9. The record is from RefSeq and is a predicted model, not a curated record. The transcript has 5 exons. Bases 1 to 2148 code for a protein of 715 amino acids. Gene Ontology annotation, molecular function: protein binding. NCBI's taxonomy places the organism in Eukaryota, Viridiplantae, Streptophyta, Magnoliopsida, Vitales, Vitaceae.